UUGGGGGGGGGGAUCUGGGGGCCGAGAAAACGGUGACACUUGCCCGGCGGGGCCGAGGCGAUCCGGGAAGGGCUUGGUUGGGAGACUCGGGAGGGGUGGGGGGUCUGGAUGUUCUGGUUUGGAAGAACACAGAGAUCUCGGGAGGAGAGACGGGACAGCCCCCGAGCUUCUUUCGGCUCCGGAGGAAGGUCGGCGGCCCGAGAGAGGAGGCGGCCGAAGGAAGACUGGCCGGUGACCAGCGGAGGGUCGGGGGCCAGGGGGAAUUUGAGCUCCGGGGUGGGGUUCGGAGGCUGAGAAGCGAUCCCAGUGGCCAGGCCGGCCCAUGUGACGGAGGGCAGGGCUCGGGGAGGGGAGGCGGGCUGGGUCUGAGCUCCUGGCUCCGGGAGCCAUUGGAGGAAAGGGAAGGUCCUGGGCUUUCCGAGCCCUGGGGAGGGCGGGGCUCUGGGGCGGGGAGGCCCCGCCCAGAGGAGGCGCCCGGGAGCUCAGCCCGAGCUUUCUUGGCCCUGGGGACCCCCUGCCUCCCCCGGAGCCGAGAUCGGGGUCCCUCCUCCCCGCGAGCCCCGAGCCUUCCCUCUCCAGCCGCGCUCGCGCUGACUUCCGGAAGCCAACCCUGUGCUUGCGGGUCCCAGGAGAUGGUGACGUUCCAGGACGUGGCCGUGGACUUCACCGCGGAGGAGUGGGGGCUCCUGGACCCCCCCCAGAAGGCGCUGUACAGGGAGGUCAUGCUGGAGACGGCCCGGAACCUGCUGUCCCUGGGACUUCCUCUUCCCAGAGAAGAUUUGCUCUCCCGUUUUGAGCGAGGGGACGGUCCAUGGAUGCUUGAGCGAGCAGACCCCAGAGACCCCUGCCCAGAUGAAGAUACUAGGCUCGAAAUGAGGAAGGCUACUGCUAAGCCAAUGGAAGAAUCACAAUGGCAAAGAUUCAUGAAUGAUGGUCACUAUGACCUCAAUUUGAGAGAAAUCUGUGAUUCUGGUAUAAAGACAAAGAAAAAACAAAGGAGUCCCUGUGAAUUUGAUAAAGAUGGAGAGACUAACAAACAAUAUUCAGUACUAAUUCACUGUAAGAAAAUGACCUCAGGAAAUGAGAGUAAAUCUAGAGAAUGCUUCAGUGGGCAAAUAGGUGUGAUAAAGUCUCAUGAGAAGCCUUCUGAAGUGCAAAGUUUUCCAUGUGAGAUGGCGUUCAGCUUGAAUUCACAUCUAAGUAGACCUCAGAAGAGUCAUUCUGGAGAAAUGCUUUAUAUGUCUAAUGAAGGUGAGGAGGCCUUCAGCAAAAAUUCAAAGCUCACUGAAGACCAGGAAAUUCAUAAUGGAAAGAAAUAUGCUUGUAAUGAAUGUGGUAAAACCUUUGAAGGACAGUCAUCAUUUAUUUGCCAUCAGAAAGUUCACACUAGUAAAAAGUUAUAUAAUUGUACACAAUGCGGAAAGGCUUUUGAGACAGAACCAUCUCUUAUUUCUCAUAAGACAAUUCAUAAUAGUGAUAAAUCUCUUGACAAUCAUGAAAGUGGUAAGGCUUUCAACGAAAAGUCAUCCUUUACUGUACAUCAGAAAAGCCAGACUAAAGAGAAAUAUUACGAAUGUGAUCAGUGUGGAAAGACUUUCAAACAGAGGUCUGGUCUUGCUGAACAUCAGAGAAUCCACACUGGAGAGAAACCUUAUGAAUGUGAUCAAUGUGGAAAGACUUUUAGACACCGUUCUAGUCUUGUUAAUCAUCAGAGGAUCCACACUGGAGAGAGACCUUAUGAAUGUGAACAGUGUGGAAGGGCUUUCACACAAAGCUCCAAUCUUGCUCAACAUAAGAGACUCCACACUGGAGAAACACCUUAUAAAUGUGAUCAAUGUGGAAAGACUUUCAGAUUCCACUCCAGUUUUGCACUACAUCAGAGAAUCCACACUGGAGAAAAACCUUAUGAAUGUUUUCGAUGUGGAAAGACUUUCAGACAGAGUGUCAGUCUUGUUGUACAUCAGAGAGUUCACAGGAAAUAAACUUUAUGAAUAUAAUCAAAGUGGAAAGACUUUUAAACACAGUUCUAGUCUUAAUAAACAUCAGAGAAUCCACAAUGGGGAAAAAAAACAACGACUUUGUGGAUAUAAUUAGUGUGGAAAGACAUUCAUCAAUCCAUCCAAUCUUGUGCUACAUCAGAGAAUCCACACAACCUUAUGAAUGUAAUCACUGCAGAAAGUUUCAGAGACAACUCUCAUCUUGCUGAAUCUAAGAAAAUCCAUGCUAGUGAAAAACCUUAUGAAUAUAAUCAGUGUAGUAAAAUCUUCCAGCAGUAGUCAUUCCUGAUUUUCCAUAGGAAUAUUCAUACUAGUUGUAAAUCUUAUCAUUAGUGAAUGAGAAAAGCCAUUCAAAUGGAAGAUAGAACUUGUUAGACUUCAGAAAAUUCAUUCUGGGGAUGAGCUCAAUAUGAACUCAAUAUGAGAAAACAUUCAAUCAGAGAUCAUCUCUAUAUCAGAAGAUUUGUAUUUAAGAGAAACCUUAUGAUUGUGCUAAAUGGGACAAGUCUUUUGAUGGAAGAUGGAGGUUUCUCGACAUCAGAAUAUCCACGGUGGAAAGAAGGUCCAGGAAAGUCAAGAUCAUGGGAAAGCCUUGGAGGUUAUUCUUGACUGAACAUUGGAAAAAUCAAGUUGAAAAUAAAACUUAUGAAUCUAAUUAACAAGAGAAAACCUUUUGCUGGAGCACAGAUGUAAUUAGAAAUUUCAGAUUUUAUAUAAGGCACAAAUCCUGUUAAUAUAAUGAAUUUUUCUCUGAAAUAUUAUAGUUUUUCAGCACUCCUCAAUAAUAUUUCCUAAAAUACAUAUACCUUAAUUUCAUUAGUCAUUUCCACUGUUGAUUAAUACUCUCUUGUUUGCAAUUCUUUGUUGACACAAAAUUUUGGUAUAAACAUUUUGGUAACUGUUGAACAUUUAUUUCUGUAAUGAUUUCUUUUGGCUGGUGGGUUUCAAAGUGCUGUUCCUGGUGCCACAAGACCUGAGUUCAAAUCCAGUUUCUGACAUUUACUAGAUUGUGACCCUGGGCAAAGCAUUUAACCUAUUACUGCCUCAGUUUUUCUCAUUAUACCAAGGGGUAGAGUCAAAAUGGCAGCGUAAAGGUAGGGACUCACCUAACAUCUUCCAAACUCUCCUCCAAAAAACUUUAAAAUAAUAGCUUAAAAAAUUCUGGAGUGGUAGCUCCAACAAAAAGACACGGUGAAAUAAUUUUCUGGCCCAAGACUACCUAGAAGGUUGGCAGGAAAGGUCUGUCUCGCUGGGGUAAGAGUGGAGUGCCUUCCAGUGCAAGCUGUGCCCCACCAAGCCAACAACAGGUCUUGGAGUGGACUGAAUCAGCAGCAACAGCAGGGGUUUCAGGAGUUCUCAGCCACGGGUGCUAAGUAUGUUGGAUACGUGAUGUGAUGUGUGCCCUUUGUGGCCGUUGGGUGCAGGACUCUGCUGCAUUGUCCAGGGUUGCUGUCCGAGGGUGAGAGGGAGCAAUAGCACAACUGGACAUUGUUACAAGGUAGAAAAGAAUGAUUGUGGUCACUCAAAAAUCAGAGCACAGAGCAUAGUAAACAUGGCUCUCUUUAGAUCAUACCAUCUUGGAAGAACUGGAGAUUUGUAAACCCUCAGGGAAGAAUGGAAAAAGAACCUGACCAUAGAAAGUACUGUUGUGACAGCAGAUCACAACGUGAACCCAGAAGAAGAAUGGCAAAGUCAAAACUGCUAUAUCCAAAGCCACAAAGGAAAAUGUGAUUUGGUCUUAGGCCCAAAUAGAACUACUGGGAAAGGUUAAAAAAUAAUAAUAAUAAUCAAAUAAGAGAAAUAAAAAAAAUUAUGAAAAGAAAUGAAAGUGACAGAAGAAAAUUAUGGAAAGAGUCAACAGUUUGACUGAUAUUGAUGAAAAUAGCACCUUCAAAAACUUUUGAAUACAAACAGGCAGUUUUCAGACAAGAUAACCAAACCUAUAUAUAGUCAUGUGAAAAAAUACUCUAAAUCACUAUUGAUUAAAGAAAUACAUAUUAAAAUAAAUUUGAGGUACAAAUUCAUAUCUAUCAGAUUUGCUAAUAUUACAGAAAGGGAAAAUGAUAAAUGUUGGAGGGGAUAUGGGAAAAUUGGGACACUAAUGCUUUGUUGAUAGAGUUCUGAACUAAUCCAACCAUUCUGGGAGUAAUUUGUUACUGUGUCCAAAGGGCUAUUAAUUCUGUAUCCAAAAGAGAUUAAAAAGCUGGGGGGGGGGGGUAGGGGAAGGGUUAGGAUGGGGAAGGAAGGACUUAUUUGUACAAAAAUAUUUAUAUCAGCUUUUUUUGUGGUGGCAAAAAAAUUGAAAACUAAGAGGAUGCAUAUCAAUUGGGGAACUGACUGAAGAAGUUGUGGUUUAUGUGGUUUAUGAUUUAAUGGAACAUUAUUGUGCUAUAAAAAUGAUGAGCAAGGUAGUUUUAGAAAAACUUGGGCAUACAUGAAUUGAUGCUGAGUGAAGUAAGCAGAACCAGGAGAACAAUGUCCAUAGGAACGGGAAUAUUGUACAAUGAAAUGAUUUAGCUAUUCUCAGCAAUACAGUAAUCUAAGACAAUCCCAAAGUACUCAUGAGUCCAAAGCCAAGAAACAGAUUAGAAAAAUAAGUUAAUGAACAAAAGGGAAUCUGAUUAUAAGGAACAAAUAUGGGGACAGAAAACAGACUGAAACACAGAAGAUGACUUGAAAAUGCCUUCAAACAGUCAAAGUGAGUUGUUUUUGUAGCCCAGGGCAGCUUAGGAAGACAUGGUAUAGUGGAAACCACAUUGGCUGUGGGCUUUGGAAUUAGCAGCAAAGGCAGCAGCAUUGAGGUGGGAAAGGAUUCAAGGGGAUCCCUGAGUUAGUUCUGGCCACAGAAUCUGGAGAUAAUUGGUAGCUAUGUCAUCCACUUUCCAGUUCCUGGUCAGAGUUUCAAGUUGGAGAGGUUUAGUCAAGGAAGUGGGGAAGUCCUGUAUAAGGACUAGAGCAUUGACCAAGAGGACAAUGAUCAGAUCUUUCCCUGAAUCAAACCACUUUGGAAGCACUAAAAACUUACAAACUCAUAGUCCUAGCAGUAAAAGCAUCAGGACAUAAAAGACAAAAAUUCAGGCCAGAUAGUCAUCCCAGAAAUGAGCAGAGACCAACUCUUACAUAAAGUCCAAAGUAAAAAGAAAAAAGAAAUAGGUUGAAAAGAAAUAAGCAAAGUAAAAAAAGAACAAUUAUAAGUAACAACUAUGGUGACAAGAAACUCAUAACUACAACACAGAAGAUGACUUGAAAACGCAUGCAAAACCUCAAAGAAAAAUGCAGAUUGGACACCAACCCAACAAGAAUUCCUGGAAGAGCUCAAGAGAGGGAAGGGAAACAAAGUAAAAGAAGAUUUUUAAAAUCAAGAAUGACAGAGGGAAAAUUGAGAAAUUAAAUAAACAUAAUGGAAGAAAAACAUGGCAGGAGAAUAGACAGCAUAUUAAAAAAAGCACAAAAAAAAAUCAAGGAAAGAUAGUUUAGGAAUUAUUGGACUACCUGAAAGCCAUAAUUUAAAAAUAAAAGAGCUUAGACAUCAUAUAACCAGAAAUUAUAAAGGAACACUGCCCAGGUAUUUUAUAACUAGAGGGCUAAAUAAAAGUUCAGAGAAUCCAUUGAUCAACUUAUGAAAUAUUCUAAAGUGAAAACUCCCAGGCACAGAUAAUAUAAAACAAAAACAAAAACACACCCAUAAUUCAGGUCAAGGAGAAAACAAGCAGCAAAAAGGAAAGAAUUCAAAUACCAUUGAGCCAUAAUCAGGAUCACACAAGAUUUAGCACAUUUAAAGCCAUAGAGUUUGGAAUGUGAUAUUACAGAAGUUAAAGGAGA
Antechinus flavipes (yellow-footed antechinus) is the source of this 5819-nucleotide messenger RNA. Its product is annotated as zinc finger protein 664-like. Lineage: Eukaryota; Metazoa; Chordata; Mammalia; Dasyuromorphia; Dasyuridae. The record is from RefSeq and is a predicted model, not a curated record. Gene Ontology annotation, biological process: negative regulation of transcription by RNA polymerase II. The transcript is spliced from 4 exons. Gene Ontology annotation, molecular function: DNA-binding transcription repressor activity, RNA polymerase II-specific. Bases 633 to 1982 code for a protein of 449 amino acids.